This is a messenger RNA of Coccomyxa subellipsoidea C-169, 1424 nucleotides long. RefSeq lists its product as hypothetical. The coding region runs from base 129 to 1424 and encodes 431 amino acids. The transcript has 8 exons. The record is from RefSeq and is a predicted model, not a curated record. Lineage: Eukaryota; Viridiplantae; Chlorophyta; Trebouxiophyceae; Coccomyxaceae.
AAUCCCAGACAUCUUGCAAUCCUAGUCUUGCACGGCAAUUCAGCACCACCAGGUAUUUGCUCGAGGGACGAGACAGAGGAGUGCGGCUUUACAUCUCGGGCGUCCGAAGCCUCUGAUCUGCCCGCACGAUGAAGCUUUACAAGGCUCUCUUCGUGCUCUAUCUUGCCGCCGUAGCAGUCAACAUUGCCAAUGGCCAGGGGAGCGGCAAUGGAAAUGACAACGGCCAGUACAAUGUUGGUGGCGGAAACGGAGGUGCAAACGGCAACAACAACCUCGGGAACUUGAAUGGGAACGGCAACGGUGCCUACAACACCGGAAACCAGAACGGAAACGUCAAUGGCAACUACAACAUUGGCAACCUGAACGGCAAUGGCAACGGCCGUGCCAACACCGGUAGCAACAAUGGAAAUGUCAAUGGCAAUGGGAACGUCGGGUCCAGCAAUGGAAACAACAACGGUAUCGGCAACGUCGGCGACGGCAAUGGCAACGGGAAUGGAAACGCCAAUGGAGUCGGUGACCCGAUCUUCACCGGCUUUGCCGGCCGGUCCUUCGAGUUCAUGGGCCUGCCAGGCCACUUCUACAACGUCAUGUCUGAGCGCAACCACCAGAUCAGCGCCAAGCUCAAGGUGGGAGUCAUGUGGGACCACAACGGCACCUACAUGGAGGGCAUCGGCUUCCACUACCGUUCCCACAAGGUUGUCAUCGAGCUGUCCGCCGACACCGUCACCGUGACCCUGGACGGCAAGCCGCUGACCAUCGCGGCAGGCCAGAACGAGCUGGACCACAUCGUGGAGUCUGCUGACGUGGACGCUGCUCUGACCGUCAACUGGCAGAAGCACCGCGCCGACCUGGGCGAGUCCGUCGAGCUGCAGACCGAGCUGAUGAGGGUGUUGGUCUGGGUGACCGCUGCUGGCACUGUGGACGAGGGUGGCGUGGAGCAGCCAGCCUACCUCAACUUUGACACCACCCUCCUUGCCGCCCCCCUGGGCAACGAGAUGUCGGGCAUCGUGGGAGAGACAUACGAGCGCCUGCUGGCCGGAGCCGACAAGGUGACGGACCCGUCCCACCCUCUCUACAUCGCGGACGACUUCAUCUUCCACGGCAAGUUCGAGGAGGAGCAGUACACGAUGGCCGGCUACUUUGACGACGGCAGCCACGCUCUCAGUCUGCUCGGCAAGAAGAUGAUCUCUGCCUCCCGCCGCCUCCUCACAGAGGCCGCCUCCAGGAUGGAGUUCCCUCUGCGCGCCGGCGGCGGCCGGGACAACGCCGCGAGGCGCCACCUGGCCGAGGGCAUGCGCCCGGCCUCGGCAGCUGCCGUGCAGUUUCCCAUCCACGCUAGCGGACACGGCAUCAUCAGGAAACUCGCCGUGAGGCCAGCGGCCGCAGCCAAGUUCACAGCCACCGGCGGUCGCCGCGGCUUGUGA